This is a messenger RNA of Zootoca vivipara (common lizard), 282 nucleotides long. RefSeq names its product neuropeptide S (gene NPS). The record is from RefSeq and is a predicted model, not a curated record. Gene Ontology annotation, cellular component: extracellular region. Lineage: Eukaryota; Metazoa; Chordata; Lepidosauria; Squamata; Lacertidae. Gene Ontology annotation, biological process: positive regulation of synaptic transmission, GABAergic; positive regulation of action potential; positive regulation of synaptic transmission, glutamatergic.
UUUGGGUGUUUUUUAUCCAGUCUCCUCAGGCUAAAUGUUCUAUUAAUUCUCUGGAUCUCGGCAAUGCAGAUGUGGAGGUGUUACCCUCUUGUCCCUUCUACGCUGUCUGGGAACUCUGAUUACUGUCUCCUCCUGCUCAAUAGCUGCCUAGCCAAGGUGGAUGGGUCCGAAGAACUAGCAUUGUUAAAGCCUUUUCUGGAGAAGUCUUAUAUUAAGAGGUCCUUUCGGAAUGGGGUUGGCUCAGGAAUUAAGAAAAAUUCCUAUCAAAGAGCCAAGUCAUAA